Messenger RNA from Drosophila ananassae, 1653 nucleotides. RefSeq names its product alkaline phosphatase, tissue-nonspecific isozyme (gene Alp13). Gene Ontology annotation, molecular function: alkaline phosphatase activity. Gene Ontology annotation, biological process: dephosphorylation. The record is from RefSeq and is a predicted model, not a curated record. The transcript has 2 exons. NCBI's taxonomy places the organism in Eukaryota, Metazoa, Arthropoda, Insecta, Diptera, Drosophilidae. The coding region runs from base 94 to 1533 and encodes 479 amino acids.
CUUAUCUCAUCCCCAGAAUAGAUAGGCAGAUAAUGUUGUUUAUGAUUAAAUGGAAUAGAAAAAUCGACUGUCAGUUUUAUCCAAACCUCUGAGAUGCCAACGCCACAUCGGACUAAAGAAAUCUGUCGAGCCGUGAGGCUGAAAUCUACGCAGGUCUUCAUUGUGGCCGGAACCAUUUUGAUAACAGUCUUAGUGACAUUGGUCUGCAUUGGUCUUACUACGCGCUACGAAGUGGAGAACGAGGUGGCCAAUGUGGCGGAUGUGGAUUACUGGAAGGACAGGGUCUCCGCUGUACAGAAAGUUUGGUACGACAAAGGCAUUGCCGAGCUAAACGAAGCCCUCCGAAAACCAAGGGGUCCGCUCUUCCCAAAAAACGUUUUGAUAUUUAUGGUCCAGGGUGUCGGUGGUGGCGAUUUGGCGGCUUAUAGAUUCCCAGUAAUUAGUGGAAAUAGCCAGGGGAAUACCAAUUUUCUUUGGGACACAUUUUCCCACGUGGCUCGAUUGAAAAAUAGCUGCAGUCAGCAGUCACCCUGCCAGGUGGGAAGCGUUUCGCGAGCUUUAUGGUCUGGAAUACCUCUGGAUGUGUCACUUGGAGGGGAGUCGGAUUGUUGGAUUGCCGAUAACCAGACUGAUAACUUUCUGAGUGUUGUGCGUCAGGCCCAGUUGGCUGGCUUGCGAACGGGCUUUGUGACUGACCAAAGGAUCACAGGAACCACAGGAGCUGCUCUCUACGGGAACAGUAAAUAUGAGUGCGACGAAAGAAUGCCAGUCGGAUCAAUUCAGAUGGGAUGUCAGGACAUUGCCCGCCAGUUGAUUUCCGGAGAAACCGGGAAGUCCCUGAAUGUGAUCAUGGGCGGUGGUCGCCAAAUGCUGAAUAGUCUUGUGCCGAAAACCAAAUGGGAUCUAGUGGACGAAUUGCUCUGCGAGUCAGGUGACGGGCGCAACCUUCUCAAGGAGUGGAGAUCGCAAAAACUCAGACACAGCAAAAUCGAACCCAUAAAGUUCGAAGUUGUCCAGAGAACUGAUGAACUGGAAUCUUUGAAUGCCACUAGUUUUGACUACCUUAUGGGUGUAUUCGCGAAUGGUGACUUGAGUGGAAACCCAAGAGCCCCUAGUCUUACGCUAAUGGUGGAAAAAUCGUUGAAAGUUCUAAAAAGAAAUAAGCAGGGAUACUUUCUUCUUGUGGAGCACUUUAUUAAGUCUGGGAUGGAUAAGCGAAUGCAACUGGAACUUUUAAAUGAAACUUUGAGCAAUCUUCAGUCAGAAGAGGAUACCCUAACUUUAGUCCUUGUAACCAACGCCAUCUAUCCAAAACCUAGCCUGGAUGUCAGCGAGGAGACGGAGACAAUCAGUCAUUUGUCAGAAUUCUUCGGAGAAGAUGAAAUAGAAAUCCAAAGGAGGCUUUAUCAAAUGCCAACGGACAGUUUGGUGUUUGCCAAAGGACCCAAGUCUUCUUUGUUUUAUGGAGUUCAAAAAGAGACCUUCUUGGCACAUUCUUUGGCUUAUGUUCUUAGCAGAAGUAAGGAUGGUUAAGUCCUCCUUCAGAUGAAACUUAAAAUAUUGAUCCCCACAACAACUCUUUAAAAACUCCCCCCAACCCCAAUAAAUUCUAUUUUCUUAAUUUUUUAAUUAAUAUAUUAAACUUUAACUAGA